Pseudopodoces humilis (Tibetan ground-tit) is the source of this 808-nucleotide messenger RNA. The record is from RefSeq and is a predicted model, not a curated record. NCBI's taxonomy places the organism in Eukaryota, Metazoa, Chordata, Aves, Passeriformes, Paridae.
GGAAUAGCGAGGACAGAGGGGACAGAGGGAGGACAGAGGGGACAGCGAGAUGGAGACAGGGGACAGCGAGAGGACAGCGCGAUGCAGCCCCGCGGGACGGGCGCGCACUGUCCGGAGUGACCGUCCGGCUCUGUCCGGAGUGUCCCGAGUGGCCGCAGUCCCUGUCACAGUGUCCGGAGUGUCCGCAGUCGCUGUCACAGUGUCCCGAGUGGCCGCAGUCGCUGUCACAGUGUCCCGAGUGGCCGCAGUCCCUGUCACAGUGUCCGGAGUGGCCGCAGUCCCUGUCACAGUGUCCGCAGUGGCCGCAGUCGCUGCCCGAGCCCGGCACGGCCGGGGAGCGGAGCAGCAGCCGCAGGAGCAGCCCCGGGAGCGCCGGGCCCGGCCCGCCCCCGCCGUCAUGAGAGGCUGGGCCGGGCAGAGCCGAGGGAUCCCCGGGACUGGGACAGGGACCGGGAUCGGGACAGGGACCGGGACAGGGACUGGGAUCGGGACAGGGACUGGGAUCGGGACAGGGACCGGGACAGGGACUGGGAUCGGGACAGGGACCGGGAUCGGGACCGGCACCGGGACAGGGACUGAGAUCGGGACAGGAACCGGGAUCGGGACCGGCACCGGGACAGGGACUGGGAUCGGCAUCGGAACCGGGAUCGGGACAGGAACCGGGACCGGGACAGGAACCGGGAUCGGGAGCCGCUCCCACCGCGGCCCCGCAGCCCAGAAAACCCUUUUCUGGAUUUUGUUCUUUCAAUCAAAAAUCCCGCCCAGGCCGCCGAGAGCAGCGGGACAGGAGGGGGCGAGACGGGAAUAA